GAUCGUCGUAGCCAAACGCACACCACGGCCGACGACGCACACUGCAACCUUAGCUUAUAGCUUAGCUCGUAAGCUCAUCACAACUCGUAUACCUAAUCAAGUGAUCAGCAAGAACUAGCUCGAUCGAUCGAUCGAUCAACUUGCAAGAAAAAGAUGGCCAGCAUGCAGGAGAAGAUGAUCAGGGAGGCAAUGGCGGCAAUGAACGGGCAGACCGCCGCCGACGUCGCCGUGAACCUCUACCCGUUCAUCCGCAAGUACACCGACGGCCGCGUCGAGCGGCUGCUGACGAGCUCCUACGUGCCGGCGUCGGAGGACGCCGGCAGGGGCAGGGGCGGCGUCGGUGUGGCGACGAGGGACGUCGUCGUCGAUCGUGACAACGGCGUGUCCGCGCGGCUGUUCCUCCCGUCCUCCGCGGCCACCGGCGGCGGCGGCGGUGGCAGGAGGCUACCCGUGGUGCUGUACUUCCACGGCGGCUCGUUCUGCACGGAGAGCGCCUUCUGCCGGACGUACCACCGGUACGCCAGCUCACUCGCGUCGCGCGCCGGGGCGCUCGUCGUGUCCGUCGAGUACCGCCUCGCGCCGGAGCACCCGAUACCCGCGGCGUACGACGACGCGUGGGCGGCGUUCCGGUGGGUGGAGUCCCUGUCCGACCCGUGGCUCGCGGAGUACGGCGACCUGCGACGGACGUUCGUCGCCGGCGACAGCGCCGGCGGCAACAUCGCCUACCACACGGUGGCACGCGCCGGCCGCGAGAACGUCGGCGGCGGCAUCCAGGGCCUGAUCAUGGUGCACCCAUUCUUCUGGGGGCCCGAGAGGCUGCCGUGCGAGACGGUCUGGGACGGCGCGUCGGUGUUCCCGGCGUUCGGCGUCGACUGGCUCUGGCCGUUCGUGACGGCCGGCCAGGCGGACAACGACGACCCCCGCAUCGACCCCGCCGACGACGAGCUCGCGUCCCUGCCCUGCCGCCGCGUGCUCAUGGCCGUGGCCGGGAGGGACACCCUGCGCGACCGCGGCCGCCGCCUCGCGUCCCGGAUGCGCGGCGACGUGACGGUGGUGGAGUCGGAGGGCGAGGACCACGGCUUCCACCUCUACAGCCCGCUGCGCGCCACCAGCAAGAGGCUCAUGCAGAGCAUCGUGCAGUUCAUCAACCAGCCGCCUAGCCCAUGCCCACCUCCGCCGGCGCCGGCGCCAUCGCCGGCGAUGAGGUGGCCGGCAACCAUUCUUCCAGAGUUCGACGAGUGGUCGUCGACGUACAGUGACGACACUGCCAAUUCCUCGCAGAUUCUUCUUGGCAUGCCUGCUAGGGCAUACAAGGCAAUAUUCGUUGAUAGGAUGGACAGGAAAGCUGCUAAGACUGGACGACUAAGCUCUAAUCCGACGGUUAAUGCGUCAUUAAGCAUUGGUCCCAGCGGGAAAGCAUCAAAGACAAGCUGCUACGGGAUGUCAUUUGGCCGGACCAGAGCUUACAAUUUCAGAGGGGUAGCAGCUGCAGGGAGCGGCCAGUGUCAGCCUCCCUUCCGUGGAGUGACGAUUUGAUGAGAUUACCGUCAGCUAGCCUGGCUAAUCUCUCCCAGAAGACGACGUGCAUUUCAUCGUGCCGUUCGAAGAAUAUAUAAUAGAAACAAUAAUAAUCUUAAUUAUGACAUGUUGACACUGUUCGAUAAAAGUGCCCUAUACAAAUAUACUGUCUUUCUUUUUUAUUUUUACGGAUUACUGAUUCACAUAUUUCUUGUGCUCGAUCUAAAAAUUUAAUCAAAGGAUAUGAUUUGUUACUUUCCUUA
Molecule: messenger RNA, 1781 nt
Organism: Oryza sativa Japonica Group (Japanese rice)
Lineage: Eukaryota; Viridiplantae; Streptophyta; Magnoliopsida; Poales; Poaceae
Product: probable carboxylesterase 3
Molecular function (GO): hydrolase activity
Source: RefSeq, a predicted model, not a curated record